Messenger RNA from Rotaria socialis, 2703 nucleotides. NCBI's taxonomy places the organism in Eukaryota, Metazoa, Rotifera, Eurotatoria, Philodinida, Philodinidae. The record is from the annotation of a GenBank genome assembly.
AUGGAUAUUAACGAAGAAAUACAAGAAAUCGAAGAAGAAGAACAGAUAUCUCCCAUAAUUCAAAUCUUUGAACGUCUGACAUUUGAACGAGGUCAUGAAGUACAUGAUCAAGUCGCAUCGAUGGUCGAAUUAUUUUCACUAUCACAUGUCACAUUAGAUAUGUUAGAUACAUUCAUUGAAUGUGUUAAAAUUAUUUUUGUUCAUCAACCUACCAGUAAAAAUAUGCGAAUACUAGAUUUUUUGAUUAUAUUGACACAUGUAACACAUAUUAAUUAUGUAAAUAAUAGAAAUUUGUCACUCGUUUUCGAUGCGCUUAUUGAUGUAUUUAGUCAGACCAUGGUUGCAAUCGAUAGUCAAAUUCGACAUACAACAUUUCAUAUUUUAAAUAAACUUCAAUCAUUUAUUGAUCUAUCUCGUUCACCUUAUAUACCCGAUCAAUUCGAACAAUAUUUAUUAGAAUUACUUAAUAACGAAACAACAUUUCUUGUUCUUGAUCAAAUCAUACAAUUAGCUGCUAAGUUUCAGCAUAAGAAUCAUCAAUUUAUUGAUGCUUUUCUUCGUCGAAUUAAUUCACCAAAAUGGUUGCCAUAUGUUGAUCGACGACGUCAACUCGUAUCAUUACUUGAAUAUUCAUCUUGUUCUCUUAAGUUUCUUCUUUCAACUAUUGAAACUGAUAAUGAUUUAUCACAAUCAGCUUUCGAAAGUUUACUAGAUCAUGAACGAGGCUUUACACUCGAUAAAUUAGAUUUCCAUGGACGACUCCUUAUAUUUCAAUUGGCGAGUAAAUCUCGUGAUUUAUCACGUUUUAUUUUUACUCAAUGGAUUAGUCAAAGUGGAUUUGAACUUAUUGAUAUUCUUCGACUAUGCAAAAUAUUUUCGUUAAAUGAAAAUAAGAAAACCGAUUACCGUUUAACAAUUGAAACAAGUUUACGAUAUUUUCUUAAUGAUAAAAAUAUUCGACGUAUUGUUAUUAAUAAUACAAGAAAAGCCAUUGGUACAAACAAAGGUGGUCUUCUACCUUCCGAUGUAUCGAAUUAUGUUGAACAGUUAUUUAUUUGGCGUAUUUUAUGUCAAUUAAUUAAUGGAGAAGAUGAUGACGAUGAUAAUAAUACAAAUAUUCAUCCAGAUUUUCAUGAAUUUAUUGCUUAUUUUUAUCGCUUAGUUAAAUCUUCUGUUGAUAAAACUUUAUCUUCAACCGACGAAUUCGUUAUUUGUCAAUAUGCGUCGAUUCUGUCAACGUUCGAUAUGCUUGAUAUCUAUCGCCGUAAAUGUGUUGAAGCGAUAAGUCGUUGUAUGCUUGUACAUUUCGGACAGUAUGAAACAAUAAUUGAGCAAGCGCUUGAACUUGUUCAUCGUAUUCAUCCAUCAAAAGAUACAGCCGAUCAACGAUAUCAAUUUAUAACCUAUACAUUAAAUGAUAUAAUACAACGUUGCAAAACUGAACAUAAUGAAGAAUUGACAUUUAUGCAAUGUAUGACUAUAUCAAAGUUAUUUAUUGAACAUGAGAAAGAACCCGAAUUAAACAAUACGGAUUUAAAACAAUUACUUGAUUCAUUAAUCAGAUCAGGCUUAUCACAUAAAGAUAUUGGUAUUCAAUCGUAUACUUUGUCAACAUUAAGAUCGUUGGUAUGCCAUUCUCGACAAGCAGCGAUUGAUUUUAUUAAGCAAAUUCUUCAUAUUACCAAUAAAAUUCAAGAUAUUUCAUUGAAAUGUCAAUCAAUAUCAACUUUGAUCGACGUUCUUCUUGUUCGUGGUCUUGAUUUUUUCACGAGUUUAAAUUUAACAACGUCUCAAUUUAUAGAACAAUAUUUAUCAAACCUUUUUAAUGAUCGAAAUAUUGAAAUAAAACAUACGAUUGUAUUUGGUCUUAUUAAAUUAUUUCUUAGCUCUCGUCUUGAACCAACAGUUUCUUUACUUAAAAUCAUACUUGAUUAUCGCUUUUCUAAUGACUAUCGAUCGAUUGAUCAACAUCAACGAGAUGAUAUAACUUCUUUCUUUUAUUUCUUUACUCAUUUAUCGAUUUCUAAUGUUUUACUUAUUGAAGAAAUAACAUUUGAUCUUGUUUCUCGUUGUUUACCUUUCGUAUCGGAUAAUAGUACCAUAGCUUAUCGGUCAAUUUUUAUCGAACAAAUGUGUUCUUUUUGUAUUGAAUUGCUGUCUUUGCCAAGUUUACCAAUGAACAAAUUAAAUGAAGAACAUUCUCAUUAUCAUCUAGCUAUCAAUCUUCUCGAAUCAAUUCAUAAUUCAACUAAUAAUCGUACAUCGACUAUAAUAAAAUCUUAUUUAGAUACGGUCAAACAUCUUCAAUUUCAAUAUAUGAAUAAAGAGCAGUUACAAAUUAUUUUCGAUGCAGUUCUUCGCCUUCGACAAUAUCCAAAUCUGUCAUCAAUGAUUACGAAUUCUGUAAAACACAUUGAAGAACAAAUACAGUCAUGCUUAAGAUUAAUCGAUAAAUUAACCAAUGGUAAUCAUGAUGGUAAACGAUCUCGUUCACCUUCACCAUCAUCACAACAAAUUUCAAAACGUAUUUCUUCAACAUUUAAACCACCUAUGACUUCAUCACCAAAUGUACUUCGUGAUCGAACCAAUCAUAUGUUUGUUAACAAUGACAAUCCAUCAUCAUCGAAAGGCACUAAAAGAAAAUUCAAUACAAAUCGUUAUACAACACUUGAUUUUGAAAAUGAUACUGAUGAUUUUUUCUAG